GGAAGAGGGCCAAGUAUUUGCUUCUUAUUAAAUUUAUUUUUUUGAAACUAUAUACUUUUUUGAAUAUUCAAGAAUGUUCUAAUCGGGAACUAAAUGCGAUAGCAUCAGGGUUGAAGUAUGAAAUGAGUGAUGGAAAGUUCGAUUUGUGCACCUGAAUGCUUCACUCUAAAGAAAAACUAUUAAUCAUGUCACUGGGAAUUGAUGUACCAAAAUCAUGCCUCAGAGAAAGGUUUGUGUGUGGAUGCACCAUGAGUGACUCGAUCUAGGAAAUAUGCAGCUACAUGCCCGACAGACUACAACAAGUUUCACGAUAUUGCAGUUCUCAAUGUCUGUCUACAGGAAGCAGAAUUCAACUCCAAACUGCAAACUUCUAAAAUUGGGAUCAACUCUUGCUUAAUCAUUAUUCUAUUUUUAUUUAUUUUAAACAUACAUUUGUUGUAACUGCAAAUAUUUAAUGUUAAAGUCCCAAAGAAUAUCUCCUCAGAGUUGAAUAAAAUAAUCCCAAUC
This is a messenger RNA of Caenorhabditis elegans, 507 nucleotides long. The record is from the annotation of a RefSeq genome assembly. Lineage: Eukaryota; Metazoa; Nematoda; Chromadorea; Rhabditida; Rhabditidae.